This is a messenger RNA of Protobothrops mucrosquamatus (brown spotted pit viper), 926 nucleotides long. RefSeq names its product NAD(P)H-hydrate epimerase-like. Gene Ontology annotation, cellular component: mitochondrion. NCBI's taxonomy places the organism in Eukaryota, Metazoa, Chordata, Lepidosauria, Squamata, Viperidae. The coding region runs from base 1 to 819 and encodes 272 amino acids. The transcript has 6 exons. Gene Ontology annotation, molecular function: NAD(P)HX epimerase activity. The record is from RefSeq and is a predicted model, not a curated record.
AUGUCCCGGGCGGCCCUGCUGGGACUCGGCCUGCUGCUGUCCAGGGCGGGGGCCGCGGGGCGCUGUCCAGCCGCGCUCUGGCCGCCUCCCCGCGCCAUGCAGAGCGCCGCCGCGCCCGGCCUCAAGUUCCUGGGGCAGAAAGAAGCCCAGGCCAUCGACCAGGAGCUCUUUGAGGAGUACAAGUUCAGCGUGGACCAGCUGAUGGAGCUGGCGGGUCUCAGCUGUGCCACGGCCAUUGCCAAGGCAUACCCAACCAGUACUUUCACCAUCAGCCAGCCAGCGGUGCUGAUCGUGUGCGGCCCUGGGAACAACGGUGGAGAUGGAUUAGUCUGUGCCCGUCAUCUGAAAAUGUUUGGCUACGAGCCGACCCUCUAUUAUCCCAAACGCCCCAACAAGCCACUUUUUGAAGGUUUAACCACCCAGUGUAAGAAGAUGGAGAUCCCCUUCCUCACAGAGUUUCCAUCUGAAGCUGCCCUCAUCGACGAGGUUUACGGUCUGGUGGUGGAUGCCAUCUUUGGAUUCAGCUUCCAGGGAGCCGUGCGGGAGCCUUUCGGUACAAUCCUGAGCACCUUGGAAAAGGUGACCAUCCCUGUGGUCAGCAUCGAUAUUCCUUCCGGCUGGGACGUGGAGAAGGGGAGUCCUGAGGGGCUGCAGCCGGACAUGCUGAUUUCGCUCACAGCACCCAAGAAGGCGGCCCGGCACUUCCAGGGGCGCUACCAUUUCCUGGGGGGCAGGUUUGUGCCCAAGGCCCUGCAGAAGAAGUACGCGCUCAACCUGCCACCCUUCCCAGAGACGGACUCUGUCUUGCGCCUCUCCUAGAGCCGGCCCUGCAGAGUGCAACAGACUCCAAGGCCCAUCUGCUGGGGAAGGGGGGCUGUGGCUGUAGGGGGGCAGUUCUGCAGGUCCACAUCCCAACAUUCCCUCCC